AUGAACACUUUAAUGAGAAAAGCGUUUGUCACAUUAUACAAAUCUGUGAUAAUUAGAAAACGCACAACUGUGCAAUUAAUAUUUGUUAAUUAUUUUCAUAAUAAUCAAAUUUUGUACAAUAAAAGUGAUUUAAAUAGCAAUCUUAUACCUUAUCGUUUUAAUGUACAAAGAAAAGAGAAAGAAACUUUUCUUGAAAUUAUAAAUAAAUAUAAGGAAAGUGAUACUCGUAGAAUAUCACAAUUAGAAUUUAUUUCUUCUGCUUUAAAGUAUAUGGAAGAAUUCAAUGUAAACAAAGAUAUAGAAGUUUACAAAGCAUUAUUUAGUAUAUUUCCAGAAGGAAAAUAUGUACCACAAAAUAAAUUCCAAGUUAUGUUGUAUCAUUAUUUUAAACAUCAACAAGCAGCAAUAUCAAUACUUAAUCAGAUGGAAAAAAAUUUUGUAAUACCUGAUUACAAAUUGGAGAAAAUGAUUCUAAAUACUUUUGGUACUAUGAGUUAUGUUACAGAAAAAUGUUGGAGCUUGCUUUAUUGGUUACCAAAGUUUUCUGAAUUAAAUCCUUGGCCAGUUCCUAAAUGUAUGCCAAUGGAUCCAAAAGAGUAUGCUCGAAUGGCUUUAAUAAAAUUAUCCAGUGUAGAUGUACAAGCUGAUAUUAAGGUGUAUAGUACAGAGACUAUACCAGAAGCAAUUGAUCAUACAUGGAUUGUAUCUUCUAUAAGUAGAUCACAACAAGAACUUCUUGCAGUACAAACAAUUGAUAAAUCAUUAACUGUAGAAGGUCCUUUUAAUAUUUGGGUUGAUAAAUAUUAUAUAAAUUAUUUUGUAUUAAAAGGAGAUCCAAUAAAAAGAGAAAUCAUUUAUGAAGACUAUCAUGAUGUAUCUGAUUUGAAAAUUCCAUUUUGGGAAAAGCACAAUUUUAAAAUACCUGUUACCCUUCAUGAACAAGAGGAUGGUGUAUAUUAUGCAAUAUGUGCUACAGGUACAUCUUCUAAAGAUUCUCUAUUGUCAUGGAUAAGGUGCUUGCAGAAAACAAAUCCUAUUUUAGAAAAAAUUCCAAUAACAUUUAAAUUGACCUCAGUUUUAAAUGAACAACAAUAUCUUGAAGAAGAUAAUAAAACAUCUGAUAUAAAACAGAUAUCUCAAAAUUUUAAUGUAAAGAAAAAGUAGUUCACCAGUUUAUGUAAAUAAAUUCA
Messenger RNA from Eufriesea mexicana, 1190 nucleotides. RefSeq names its product evolutionarily conserved signaling intermediate in Toll pathway, mitochondrial (gene ECSIT). NCBI's taxonomy places the organism in Eukaryota, Metazoa, Arthropoda, Insecta, Hymenoptera, Apidae. The record is from RefSeq and is a predicted model, not a curated record. The transcript has 2 exons. The coding region runs from base 1 to 1164 and encodes 387 amino acids. Gene Ontology annotation, biological process: innate immune response; cell surface receptor protein serine/threonine kinase signaling pathway. Gene Ontology annotation, cellular component: mitochondrion.